This is a messenger RNA of Gekko japonicus, 1729 nucleotides long. RefSeq names its product F-box and leucine-rich repeat protein 20 (gene FBXL20). The record is from RefSeq and is a predicted model, not a curated record. The transcript is spliced from 15 exons. Gene Ontology annotation, molecular function: protein binding. Lineage: Eukaryota; Metazoa; Chordata; Lepidosauria; Squamata; Gekkonidae. The coding region runs from base 45 to 1313 and encodes 422 amino acids.
AGAGCAGUGUCUUCAUCCAGAAAUUGGCCGGAGGAUUGAGACAGAUGUUCUCAAAUAACGAUGAGGCCGUGAUCAAUAAAAAGCUCCCCAAAGAGCUCCUGCUUCGAAUAUUCUCCUUCCUGGAUGUGGUCACCCUAUGCCGUUGUGCUCAGGUCUCCAGGGCAUGGAACGUCCUGGCCCUGGAUGGCAGCAACUGGCAACGCAUUGACCUGUUUGAUUUCCAGAGGGACAUAGAGGGACGAGUAGUAGAGAAUAUUUCUAAAAGAUGUGGGGGUUUCUUGCGAAAGCUGAGCUUGCGCGGAUGCCAAGGCGUUGGAGACAAUGCAUUAAGGACGUUUGCACAGAACUGCAGAAAUAUUGAAGUGCUGAACCUAAACGGCUGCACCAAGAUCACAGAUGCUACCUGUACAAGCCUUAGCAAGUUCUGCUCCAAACUCCGGCAUCUUGAUCUGGCUUCCUGCACUUCAAUAACCAACCUGUCCCUCAAAGCAGUGAGCGAGGGGUGCCCCCUGCUGGAGCAGCUCAACAUCUCCUGGUGUGACCAAGUGACAAAAGAUGGCAUCCAGGCUUUGGUGAGAGGCUGCGGUGGACUCAAAGCCCUGUUUCUUAAAGGCUGCACACAGCUGGAGGAUGAAGCCCUCAAAUACAUUGGCGCGCACUGUCCUGAACUGGUGACUCUGAACCUGCAGACCUGCUUGCAAAUUACAGAUGAUGGCCUCAUUACAAUAUGCAGGGGGUGCCACAAGCUGCAAUCUCUGUGUGCCUCUGGCUGCUCCAACAUCACUGACGCCAUCUUGAAUGCUUUAGGGCAAAACUGUCCAAGACUUAGAAUAUUGGAAGUGGCCCGAUGCUCUCAGCUCACAGAUGUGGGCUUUACCACUCUGGCUCGGAAUUGUCAUGAGCUGGAAAAAAUGGAUCUGGAGGAAUGCGUUCAGAUAACAGACAGCACGUUAAUCCAGCUCUCGAUACACUGUCCACGGCUCCAGGUUUUGAGUUUAUCCCACUGCGAGCUGAUCACCGACGACGGGAUUCGCCACUUGGGCAACGGUGCCUGCGCUCACGACCGCCUGGAGGUAAUCGAGCUGGACAACUGCCCUCUGAUCACCGACGCCUCCUUGGAACAUCUCAAGAGCUGCCACAGCCUGGAGAGGAUAGAAUUGUAUGACUGUCAACAGAUCACACGGGCAGGAAUCAAGAGACUCAGGACUCACUUACCCAAUAUUAAAGUCCACGCCUACUUCGCCCCCGUGACCCCACCGCCAUCCGUGGGGGGCAGCAGACAGCGCUUCUGCAGAUGUUGCAUCAUCCUAUGACGCGGGAGCCGGUUCACUCUGCGCAAAAAGAGAAUAACUGAGUAUUUAAAUUGCCCUCCUAGAAGUAACAGCAGACACACCAGUCUCUCCGUGGAAGAGUGAUGCCGGCGGUCCCUUUGCCAGGGCCACCGGAGAAGAAAGCAAAGCAGGGUGUGGGGAGGGGGGGGCUGGCUGCAGAACGGGGUCCUCCCUCUUGCCGUAGAGCUACACACUCAACUACAUGCCAUGGUGUGUACACUCACACACAUGCGAGCUCUCUUUCUUUAUCUGUCUCUCUCUCUCACUGACACACACACACACACAAACACGCACACACAUCCCCACCCAAGUACCCAUACACCUGCCUACAUGUUCCAGCCUACAAGAAGGACCGUGGAGCUGGGGAGCGGGAUCGGUGAGAGAUCCCCUUUCUCCCC